Prosopis cineraria is the source of this 1474-nucleotide messenger RNA. RefSeq lists its product as uncharacterized. Lineage: Eukaryota; Viridiplantae; Streptophyta; Magnoliopsida; Fabales; Fabaceae. The coding region runs from base 318 to 1196 and encodes 292 amino acids. The transcript has 3 exons. The record is from RefSeq and is a predicted model, not a curated record.
UUCUUGUCCCUAUAUAUAAUUAUUCUCCUAUUUACUUCAAAACAAAACCAUCACACCUGAUUUCAGGGAAACGCAUCCAUCAGCAUCCAAUUUAAUAGAACAUAAAAUCAUAUUCAAAUCAACCCCAAAAACACUCAUCCAAAAUUCUGCAGAUCAUCACAUCCCGUGGCUCAACAGUACGAAUAUAUGCUCACAACUGAUCACAACCGUGAGUGCCUGUGUCUGUGUGUCUGUGUCUGUGUGUGAGAGAGAGUUUACAUAUAUAUAUAUAUAUAUAUAUAUAGCAAAUUAGCAAUUAAGCAAGCUAGGAAGGUAUCAUGGAGGAUGGCAGAGAAGAGGACGUGCGUGACAGUUUGACAGAGAAUGAUGAUUCGUACAUCGAAAUAGAGCUGGAUUCUUGUGCAGUGGUGGUGCCGACAUCAACAUGUGGGAGUUCCGAGGAAGAAGACGACAAGAUCAUGAAGGAGUACGAUGAACUGCGCAUUUCUAUUUCUUCCUCGAUUCCGCUCCCCUAUGUUCAUCAGUGUGUUGUCGACGUUGAUUCCUCUGAGGAACAUGGUGAGACCAGGGUUGAUCCAUCAGCUUCAGCUUCAGCUUCAGGUCCACCUUCUCUUACUGCUUCUGCAGAUUCAGUUACUCAAAGUGAUGAUGAUGAUCAUCAUCAUCAACGCAGAGUCAAAUUCGGAGUAGCAUUUGAUCGGCGAUCUAAUUUCAAGGUUGAUUUCUGGGAAAAGCGUUCAUCAGACCAUGCAAGCAUAACUCUACAAACAAGUGCAACCAUGCCUUUUGACUCCUCGAAUAACAUCGACCAGCGCUCCGCCCAUACAAGGAAAGAAGGAAGCAUGACAAGACGAAGAAACUGUGGGAUUAUAAUGAAGAUUCUGAUAAAGUUUCGAGGCAUAAGACUGCCAACACUGAUAUCAUCCCUUGUGAAGCCACCAAGACCACCAUGCCAAGACACCAUCAUCAGUAAAGGAAACAGCAGAAAAUAUUACAGAAACAAUAUUCUACCGUGCUAUCAUCAUCACCAUCAUCAUCAGAAGAAGAGCAAGAACAUGGUGAUUAAUAAUAAUCCCUCAUCAUCACAAGAAGAAGAAGCCACAGGGAGGAAUGCGGGAUCUUUCAGAAGCAAUACCAGCAGAAGAUCAUCAUGGAAUAGUAGAUAUAAUCAAAGGAUCACUUUGGAGCAUCAAUAGCAAAAAAUGGAACAUUUCGACAAUCAACAAAGGGCCGCACCAAACUUGAAUGACUGGUUUAGCUGCAAACAGGACCUUAAAGUGAAAACUUCAAGCAUCCUAAACUGGAGUUUUCUAUAGUGAAAACUUUAGAGAACUAUUACUUUAUUUUCAGCUUUAUAUAUAUAUAUAUAUAAAAUUAGUUAGUGAGCCCAACAUAGACAUGAAGAGCCAUUCCACACAACCUACGUGGAAAUAUGAUCUAAGAGGCUUUGCAAAUUUUGAGCCACCAGCUUAAG